UGGAACCAAGACUAGAACCUUGCCAAGCAAUAGCUACAACAACUGGCUUCGUGCUUCGAAACGAACUAGUAUAUUGCCGGGCCCUUGAUAUUGCGAGAAUAUUAAUCGUAAGAUGUCGCGGCAUCUUAUAACGGCUACUCUGAUUGUGAUCGUGGUUCUUUCACAUCCGGGAUGUGCCGCAAGGAUACUCGGCGUAUUUCCGUUCCCUUCGUUGAGUCAUCAAAUUGUAUUUCGAGGAUUGACGCUGGCGUUGAGGGAGCGAGGCCACGAGCUCGUUGUCGUCACUCCGAACCCGAUCAACGACCGAACCCUGAAGAACUACACGGAGAUAGAUGUGAGCUUCCUGUACCAACACUUGAGUCUGGAUUGGAUAACUCUUGCAAAAAAGUACACGUGGUAUGAAUUUGUCAUGAAAUCGACACCAAUACAUUCAGCUAUGACUGAAGGCAUUCUCAGCCAUCCAGAACUACAGAAAUUGUACGAACCGGAAAGUGGUGAAUCGUUUGAUUUGUUACUAUGUGAGACACUUCGUUGGCCUGCUCUUCUGCUUCUUGCUAAACGAUUCAAUAUUCCAACGAUAGGAAUAACAUCGCUAUAUCCGCCUCACCAACUGCACUAUCAGCUUGGCAAUCCCAUAAUGCCUUCUCAUCCGCCAUAUUGGAACAUGAAAGGAACAGCCGUCGGAAAAUUGACAUUCUGGCAAAGACUAUACAACUUCGUAGCGACGUGGAGAUAUCUGCAUCACUACAGAACGACCUACACGCAGGAGCAGCAGGAAAUUGCGAGAAAAUAUUUUGGCAACGAUGUUCCGGAUCUUGGUGACUUGGAAAAAAAUGUCAGUUUGGUUUUCGUCAACCAGCAGGCGCCGAUUUCAUUCGCCCGUCCAAAUGUUCCUAACAUAAUCGACAUUGGUGGGUUCCACAUUUCGGAUCAGCGCAAACCUCUGUCGAAGGACCUUCAGAGGAUUUUAGAUGAAGCAACGCAAGGCUUUAUAUACAUGAGCCUUGGAUCGAACGCCAAAAGUGCUUCGUUGACUAACAAAACGCGGGAUGAAUUUGUUGCUGCGUUUUCAAAAAUACCCUACACCGUUAUUUGGAAAUUUGAAGACGACCGUCUUCCAGGUCAGCCGGAAAACGUCCACGUCAUGAAAUGGAUCCAGCAGCAGUCAAUCCUGGCGCAUCCCAAUUUGAAAGUUUUCAUAUACCAAGGAGGACUUCAGAGCACAGAGGAGGCAGUUUCUCAUGCCGUUCCUGUGAUCGGAUUACCAGUUUUCUGCGACCAAGAAUCUAACGUCGACAAGAUUGUCUCGCUUGGAGUUGGUAAGAAGUUGGACAUCUUUAGCGUCGACAGAUUCGGUCUAAUGGAAGCGAUACACUCCAUCGUGCGCGAUGACAGCUACAAACAAAACAUGCUGAAACUGCGGGAUUUGAUAAAAGACAAGCCAUACGAUACGUUGAAGAACGCAGUUUGGUGGACGGAACACGUGAUACGUCACAAGGGUGCUCCUCAUCUCCACUCAACAACCGCCGACGAUCCUUGGUAUCAACGUCAGGACAUGGACUUGAUGUUCAUUACUUCUACCGCGAUUUGGAUAGCUUUUAGUAUAACAUUAGGAGUCUUACACAAGUUGUUGACUUACAGCAUUUAUUUCCUCAACCAACAGCACUUGAUUAGAAAAAAGGAGAAAGUGUAUUAAGUCAUAACAAAUUA
This is a messenger RNA of Diprion similis, 1710 nucleotides long. Its product is annotated as UDP-glycosyltransferase UGT5-like. The coding region runs from base 113 to 1696 and encodes 527 amino acids. The record is from RefSeq and is a predicted model, not a curated record. The transcript has 5 exons. Gene Ontology annotation, molecular function: UDP-glycosyltransferase activity. NCBI's taxonomy places the organism in Eukaryota, Metazoa, Arthropoda, Insecta, Hymenoptera, Diprionidae.